Molecule: messenger RNA, 2674 nt
Organism: Saccostrea echinata
Lineage: Eukaryota; Metazoa; Mollusca; Bivalvia; Ostreida; Ostreidae
Exons: 7
Coding region: 1-2643 (880 amino acids)
Molecular function (GO): ubiquitin-protein transferase activity
Source: RefSeq, a predicted model, not a curated record
AUGGCUGCAAGUGUAAAGCGAGAGAGAAGUACCAACUGGUCCUUGGCCGAAAUAACUGUUUUAACAGAUUUCGUCGAAAAGAACGAAGAAGUUCUUAAAGCCAAACAGAGCAAUUUGAUAACAAACGCUAAAAAGAACAGCAAAUGGGCAGAAGUGACAGAUCUGGUCAACGCAGUUGGGGUACAACGCAGGGGGGCUAAGAAGACAUUUACGGAAGCUCGUAAACAUGCCAGGAAAACAAGCGGUGGACCUCCACCAAAACCCUCUACUGACGCCCAGGAGAAGAUAAUUGAUUUAAUGAAGGACAAGCCAAAUUUCUGUGGGAUUGCUGGGGGCUUCGAGUCAUCAAUGUCAGGCACAACAGUUUGUGGAGAUACGAAGGUUUAUAACACAUCACAUAUCACUGAAGAGCACAAAAUGUUGAACAUCAUGAACCAAGCACUGAUUGACAAACAAAAAUCAGAACUAUAUGGAAUACAGGACUUAGAAGCAUCUGAAGAAGAGUUCAACGAAAUGGUUGACUCCGUGUCUUUUGAAAGAGAGAUUGUCAUAGAAAAGAUUUCCUAUAACUAUUACAAAGACUUCAAAACAAAGCUGAAGGAAAUAUUGGAAUUAGAAGAGGAUGAUAAGAGUAUCACAAAAAGGAAAAUGGAACCUGAAUUAGAGGAAUUUUUAAAGCAAAUGAUCAACAAAAUUACGAUAGAGAAAAUGAAAGAGCAGAAGGUGACUCUUUCCGUCCUUCAAAAAAUGAGCGAAAAAGACAUCACAGAGUUUUUACCCAAAGUAGGAGAUCGCGUCAAUUUAAGGAUAUUUUUGGAACAAAUGAAGAACAAAAAGAAAAAACCAAAAUCAUCCAUUCUUCAAACGCUGCGUCAAAAAAUGGGUGUACGAGGAAAAGAAUCUCUGAGUAGCAGUUCCAGUGAUGAAGGCCCAUCUACUUCAAAGGCAAAGAAACAGAAGACUCAUAUGGCUAGAGUUGGGAAUAAGAGUGCAAAUAAAAACAUGCGAAAAGUGGAAGUUGGCUGGAUUCAUGGGGGAAAGCAAGUGAGAACUCCCAGAGGUGGUGGGACAAGAAAGCUGGACCUCCCAAAAUUCUAUAAGAAAGACGAAAUUUUGGAAGAAGUCAAGCCUCUGUUCUUUCCCCAGGGAAAAUCAUCUGUGGGGAAAAAAGAAGAUUUUCAUUUUUCAGUAGUUGAUUUUUCUCAAGAAGAUAUUGCAGAUAAAUCUAUUAAUGAUUUAUAUAUAGCAUCUAAAAUGUCAACUCUUCGUCUCUAUCUUAUAACAUCAAAGAAACAUCAUGAUGGCGAAUCCACAAUAAAUGACAGAUAUUCAUCUGGCGAGGAUCUUCCAGAUCCAAUGCUUUCUCUUGUCCAUAUUGAAAAAGAAAGGGCACCCGGAACAGCUAGUUCCCCAGAUGAUGCAAGUCAUUUAAACAUUCCAGAUCACAUCUCUGAAGGGGAUUUUCCACCUGCUACAUUAAAGUCUGCACAGCCACCCGUAAACGUGCUUCCUGGAGAGAUUGUCACUUUUGAGAAUGUUCCUGCUGGGAGUAUAUUACCGGAUUUUCAAAACUAUAUUUACGACCCAGAGAUAGAAUUUGGGCCCUCGCAGUUAUUAAGAAACGACCUCGAUGAAACAUUACCAGCAAGUGCAGUUGUCAAAAAUCUUGUUAUAAAGAGGGGUAAUGCUUUCUCUGACGUCAUGAAGUUUUUUGUAAAGCAAGAGUUCAACUUAAGAACUGACACACUACAACUUUCAAUAUUGACAGAGAAGGGGGAGGAUUCCGGGGGUGUUUUUCGGGAUGCCAUGUCGGAAUUUUGGGAUACUUUUUAUUUAAAACACACUGAAGGAAGUGAUGUUAAAAUUCCUACUACAGUGCACAUCAUGAAGCAGGAGGAAUGGGAAGCCGUAGCCAAAGUUCUAGUGUUGUCCUUCAAGCAAGAAAAGUAUUUUCCAAUACAGCUUUCACAAAUCUUUCUGAAAAAAUGUAUUUUUGAUAUUACCCCAACAAAUGAGGAGCUACUUGAGUCAUUCAUGGCAUUUUUGCCUGAUAUGGACAGAGGACUUAUUAAAGAUGCUCUUGAUGAUUUUAAUGGUGUGGAGGAAAAUGAACUUCUCGAUGCUUUAUCGAAUUUUAAUCUGAGAGUCUAUCCUACUAAGGAAAAUUUUAGAAAGCUUUUGAUUGAGUUGGCUCAUCAUGAACUAAUUCAAAAACCGUCUUUUGUCACACUUUGUUGGUUUCCUAUAUUUAGUAGUCAUUUGAAGCCUCUGAUAGGUAGACUGGAAGAAAUAUAUGAGCAAAGCAAAGUUACCAACAAAAAAGUCCUGAAUUUGUUUGUUUUUCCAGAAGAUCUGACAAAAGCCGAGAAAGCAACGGCCGAUUCUCUUAAGCGGUACAUCAAGACGUGUUCAACUGAGAAACUGACCUUGCUUUUACGAUUCUGCACUGGAUCGGACAUUAUAAUUGGAAAGAAAAUUACUGUUCGAUUUACACCCCCUAUGCCUGAAUUUACACUUUGUCCAGUGGCCCACACAUGUGGCUGUGUGUUGGAGCUGUCCAGAAGUUACGACAACUUUCUGUUAUUGAGGGAGCACUUGGAAAACGUGCUAGACACAAAAGUACUGAGAAUGGAUAUUGUGUAAAUGUGCUAUACCUUAUCUGAGAAAUAAUGUA